CGGAGCUCCGGCAAAACUUUAACGGCGAUGGAGGCCGUUCAUUUGCCCACCGUUUCUUCCCGCCAUUUCUCCCCCACCACCGCCGCCACCUUCCGCGACUCAAACCAUAUUCCGGCGCCCAAAUUCGGCUCUUCCUGGACCGCUGCUGCUUCACGCUCUCCUACUCGCCUCUCUUCUCGAAACUUGUUCACUAGAGAGAUUUGGGGCUGGGUGAAUGCCAAGAAAGUUACCAGCGGUAGAAAAGAGUUACGUGGAGUUGUGAGAGCUGAGAUGUUUGGCCAGUUGACCAGUGGCCUCGAAUCGGCUUGGAACAAGCUCAAGGGCGAAGAGGUUUUGACCAAGGAGAAUAUAGUGGAGCCAAUGAGGGAGAUAAGGAGGGCGCUUUUGGAAGCUGAUGUGAGUCUUCCUGUUGUAAGAAGGUUUGUGCAAGCUGUUAGUGACCAGGCUGUCGGUGUUGGGGUUAUUCGCGGAGUCAAACCGGAUCAGCAGUUGGUUAAGAUUGUGCGUGAUGAGCUAGUGAAACUGAUGGGAGGGGAGGUAUCUGAACUUGCUUUUGCAAAAUCCAAGCCUAGUGUUAUUUUAUUGGCCGGUUUACAAGGAGUUGGGAAAACAACAGUAUGUGCAAAAUUGGCUUAUUACCUUAAGAAACAGGGGAAGAGUUGUAUGCUUGUUGCUGGUGAUGUGUACAGACCUGCUGCUAUUGAUCAACUUGUUAUUUUGGGUGAACAGGUAAAAGUGCCUGUAUAUACAGCAGGGACUGACAUUAAACCUUCAGAAAUAGCUAGGCAAGGUUUAGGGGAGGCCAAAAAGAAGAACAUAGAUGUAGUAAUAAUGGAUACUGCUGGAAGGCUUCAGAUAGACAAAGUACUGAUGGAUGAGUUGAAAGAAGUAAAGCGGGAAUUGAACCCCACUGAAACUUUACUUGUUGUGGAUGCAAUGACUGGCCAGGAAGCUGCAGCCCUGGUCACGACAUUCAAUGUAGAGAUUGGGAUUACUGGAGCUAUUUUAACAAAGCUAGAUGGAGAUUCUAGAGGUGGAGCAGCUUUAAGUGUUAAAGAGGUAUCAGGAAAACCUAUCAAGCUUGUUGGCCGAGGAGAGCGGAUGGAGGACCUUGAACCUUUUUACCCAGAUCGUAUGGCAGGACGCAUAUUGGGAAUGGGAGAUGUUCUCUCAUUUGUGGAGAAGGCACAAGAAGUUAUGCGACAAGAAGAUGCUGAAGAAUUGCAAAAGAAGAUUAUGAGUACAAAGUUUGACUUCAAUGAUUUCCUAAAGCAAACUCGUGCUGUUGCACGUAUGGGGUCCAUGACUCGGGUUCUUGGAAUGAUCCCUGGUAUGGGGAAGGUUACUCCUGCACAAAUUCGAGAGGCAGAAAAGAGUUUAUUGAUAAUGGAAUCUAUGAUCGAAGCAAUGACACCUGAGGAAAGAGAGAAGCCAGAAUUGUUGGCUGAAUCUCCCAUCAGGAGAAAAAGAAUAGCUCAAGAGUCUGGAAAAACAGAGCAGCAGGUGAGCCAACUUGUUGCUCAACUCUUCCAAAUGCGAGUUCGUAUGAAGAAUCUAAUGGGUGCAAUGGAGGGCGGUGGAUCUAUACCUGGACUGAACAAUCUUGAGGAAGCCCUCAAAGUUGAUCAGAAGGCUCCUGCCGGUACUGCAAGGCGUAAGCGACGAUCUGAACCAAGGAGGCAGUUUGGUGAUUCGGCAUCAAGGCCCAGUCCUCGUGGUUUUGGGGUGAGGAACUGAGAGAGUACAUGAAGUGAGAUUCCAGGUCAAUGAGUUGUGAGCUCUGGAUAUAUUAAUUUUGGUUACAUUUAGCACAAUUUUACUGCAUUAUAUUCAUUGUUUGCAGCACUGUUGUCAAAUCGAUUUUCCUGCACUAGUCAGUGUAAUUAAAACAUGUUGUAUUGAGUUGCUCACUGCCUGUAUGUAAUCUAUUUUUGUAUUAAUGAGAACCAGUUAACUAUUUCUGUGCU
Fragaria vesca subsp. vesca is the source of this 1967-nucleotide messenger RNA. Its product is annotated as signal recognition particle 54 kDa protein, chloroplastic-like. Gene Ontology annotation, cellular component: signal recognition particle. The coding region runs from base 28 to 1737 and encodes 569 amino acids. NCBI's taxonomy places the organism in Eukaryota, Viridiplantae, Streptophyta, Magnoliopsida, Rosales, Rosaceae. Gene Ontology annotation, biological process: SRP-dependent cotranslational protein targeting to membrane. The transcript has 15 exons. The record is from RefSeq and is a predicted model, not a curated record. Gene Ontology annotation, molecular function: GTPase activity; 7S RNA binding; GTP binding.